Messenger RNA from Periophthalmus magnuspinnatus, 720 nucleotides. RefSeq names its product RIMS-binding protein 2-like. The transcript is spliced from 5 exons. Gene Ontology annotation, biological process: neuromuscular synaptic transmission. Bases 33 to 674 code for a protein of 213 amino acids. The record is from RefSeq and is a predicted model, not a curated record. Gene Ontology annotation, molecular function: protein binding. Lineage: Eukaryota; Metazoa; Chordata; Actinopteri; Gobiiformes; Gobiidae.
CUGAGUGAAGACGUGGGCUCACGCAGGUGUCCAUGGACAGUCAGUACGAGCUGGAUGUUUUAAUAUUUCCAGAUGAGGUGAGAGUCGCUACACCAGAGGACCUGAGAGAAUGGGAACUGGAGACUGCCAGCCAGGUCUCUAUCCCGACUGUCCGUCUGUUUGUGGCGCUGUACCCGUACAACCCUGCAGCAAUGUCCCCAAACCACGAGGCUGCUGCAGAGGAACUGCCGUUUGUCCCAGGGCAGAUCAUCAAGGUUUUAGGCGAUAAAGACUCUGAUGGUUUCUAUCGUGGUGAGUCUGGAGGCCUCUCUGGGUUCGUACCUAGUAACAUGGUGGCUGAAGUGCCAGUGGACGAUGACUACCUGAAGCACCUCCUCCUGCAGCAGGGGUUCAUUCCUGUCGACCACGCAGGUAUGGCGUUGACUCCUGAACUGAGCAGUAGUGUGGUAAGUGUUCCUGAAGAGUUGGUGGUGCGACGAAUGGUGGCCUUAUUUGACUAUGAUCCUUGGGAAAGUUCACCGAAUAUUGACAGUGAAGUAGAACUAGGCUUUCGAUCAGGGGACAUCAUUUAUGUGUUGGGUGAAAUGGAUCAAGAUGGCUUCUAUUAUGGUGAUCUACACGGAAGAAGAGGUUUGGUCCCAUCCAACUACCUACAGCCGCUGCCAUGGGAUUAGAGAUCCUCAGUUUAGGUGAAGUGCUACUUGGGCCAAGUCUUUUUUU